Porites lobata is the source of this 3336-nucleotide messenger RNA. NCBI's taxonomy places the organism in Eukaryota, Metazoa, Cnidaria, Anthozoa, Scleractinia, Poritidae. The record is from the annotation of a GenBank genome assembly.
AUGUUCACAGCCCUGUACAGUGUUAUCAAGAAAAUUAGGACAAAGACAGUAUACACAGUUUGUUCUUAGAAAUCAUACAUUGCAAGCUCAACCUACAGAUUAGUUAGUUAUCUGCUGGCAGAUAGACCUUUGUAUGAAAUUGUCCACCCGAACCUCAUCCUCAUUUCUUUGCGUUUGCUCAAUAGAGCGUAAUACGGGAAAGGUCUAUUAGUGACUAAUCUGUAGGUUGUGUGCACGGAGGGAGGUGGGGGAGGGAAGUUCAGCACGCAUUGUUGUUGGUUAAGAAUUUACACAGUAAUGCAGGUAGUGUCGCUUCGAUUUUGCGAGGACAAAUACAAUAUGUGAGAAAAACAAAAAGGCAUGAGAUACAUUUUUUUCAGUUAUUGAAUAUUAUUCUCUUUGCUGGUUCGCUUUUCACCUCUGAACUACCACACAAGGUGACUGCUUUGCAAGUUGCGAAAGUGUUUUUCAGUCCGUAUAGUGUACGAUCCCCACGAAAAUUUAUGGUUUGAAUUUUAAAUUCAACAUUAGCUUUUAAACCCAACUCUUCUAUUUGACCUUGCUCGCUGUGUAUUUUCGACUCGCUUCAUCAAAUUACAGUUACAUAGUAGAACUAUACAAUUUUCAACUCAACGCUGUGAAUAAAACUAUACAUACACUGGACAAAUUUUCCUACAUUACUACUUUUUAUAAGCUUGAAUGCCUGAGCCAAUACUUGGUGCAUUUUUCUACUUACCGAGUCACAUUUCAAACUCGACCAUGUAUAUUUUCAACAAAACUUAUGAAUUUUUGUUUACACUACAGUGAUCAUUGAUCAAGACCAGGGAGCCCCCCUCCAUAAUAGAAGCCUUUUGUGAGAGUGGGUGGUUCUUUAGUCCAUUGUGAUUUAAGCGCAAGUGUUUGCCUGCGCCUUCUCACAUGUGUAGUGUUCAUUUCAAGUGAUCUGUAAUGAAAUUUUUGAUUGUUUGAUUUGAUCAGAAUCUCUGAUUGCCUGAUCACAAAGACGGUGGCCAUAAAAAACAGUCCAAAGACAGUUAAGCUCAUUCAAAAGGUAUUACUAAUAAGGGAAAAAAUACACACUCCAGUCAAAAGACUCAUAUUAUCUUUAGAAAAACAAUAAGCUAAAGUCUACUAAGUCACAAUGCAAUUAUCUAUAGUUGAUGCACCUUAUUCUUAUAAUUUUGGAUCUGUAAAUCACUAUCUGUGAUAAUUUAAUAUCCUGCAAAGAAAACUACUAAACGAGUUAGGCCCAGAAUGAUACAAGAUUGCAGAAAAACAUAACAUUAAAGGACUAGAGAAAAUCGCUUAAAAUAUUCAAAUCCAGAAGGCCCUUUAGAGAAAAUUAGAACCCUUAUUCAGCCGUAAUAAAAAGCUUUAUGCUUUAAAAGAGGUCAAAGAAAAUGCUCUUGCGUCAGAGGACAAAUCCUGCCGACCAGAAACAAAAACCACAGUAAAUCAAUAUGUGUUCCAUGACCUCUCAGUGUGAAACAAGUGCCAAAAAUCACAUUUGUUCAGUGAAAUUGUAGAACCUUCCAGAGCAUAAUCUACCCAGCAGGGGAAAAAAACUUAUUGGAAUGAGCAACAUUUUGGUAGGAGGUAAAAGUCGUUUUAAUAGGCCUACCAACCAACCCCUUUUAUUGCUGUGUGCUCGAUAAACAUGCUAUGGCGGAUCCCAUGCCAGCCACGAUAGAAUCAGGUAAAUCCCACUAUUUACAGUGGUGCGAUUUGAAUACCCCGCUCGAUGCAUGAAUCUGCUGUAAUCACCCAGCAUGCAAAGAAAGUAGUGUCCGAUAGCCCGGGGCUAGUGGAUUUUGCUCUCAGACUAGUGAGUUCUGUUAUUAACUUGCCCAAUGGGCAAGUGAAGUUUUUUGAGGAAUUCAAAUUACUAGCCUGCGUGCAGACGAUAACUAAACUCUGAUUAGUACCGUCUGCGAAGCAGCGCAGAGAUCCUUGUUCUGGACCCCCAACGGACUCAACGAAUUACCGGAAGUGCGUUUCGAAUUCCCCUUCAACCUGAAUGGCGAUCACGACAAACAAAACAAAGGCCUUUUUUAACUGGCCAAUCGUGGCGCGUACUCAAAUCUGGGUACACAGCUGGAAGUCCAGAACAAGGAUUUCGGCGCUGUUUCGCAGACGGAGUUAACCAGAGUUUAAUUUCGUCUGCGCGCAGGCUAUCAAAUUACAGAAGUACUGUCAAAUCAAUCUGCUCAUCAAAACAUUUUUGGGGCUAUUUGAAAUGAUGUUUGGGCUAGUAAAUGUUAGCUUCAGCUGUAAAAAUGACUUUCUUUGCACCCUGUCACCAUACUGAUAGGAAUCUAAGCAAGUGCAAACUCUGCCGCCAUGUUUGUGCAAUAUGCACGAAGCACGAUGGACUAAAGAGCCACCCACCCGACAAAGGCCUCUAUUGUCUUGACCCAGGGAGGCUCCCUGGUCUUGAUCAAUGAUCACUGAAGCGUGAACGAAAAUUCACAAGUCUUGUUGAAAAUACACAUGGUUGAGUUUGAAAUAUGACUCGGUAAGUGGCAAAAUACCCUGAGUAUUGGUUUAGGCAUUCAAGCUUAUAAAAAGUAGCAAUAUUGGAAAAUUUGUCUGGUGUAUAGUUUUAUUCAUAGCGCCGAGUUGAAAAUUGCAUGGUUCUACUAUGUGAUUUGACGAAGCGAGUUGAAAAUACACAGCGAGCAAGGUCAAACAGAAGAGUUGAGUUUAAAAGCUAAGGGACGCGCGCAUAAAAGCGUUUUCUUCUAAAGGAAGAGUGUAAAAUUUUGAAUUCAGCUAUAAAAUUCAAGUAUCGAGGCUAGAGAUUUAAAUGAUGCAUUUAAAAUUGAAACCAUGAAUUUUGGCAGGGAUCGUACGCCAUAAGCCUGACUUUGUCUCUACCCCCUGGUGUGCACCAAGUAUGAUUUCUAAGAGGAAUGUCAAACUGUGUUCCAUGCAAUUCUGUGUUUGUCCUUGUUUUCUUGAAAACAAUGCAUAAUGAAACAACUAUUAGAAUUGGUUUUUGUGAUAUUUGGAAUAAUCAAGGUCUCAGUAUGUGUUAUCAGCCUCAGCCUUCGGCUCAGCUGAUGUCAUUUAGUCAAUCCUCCUCCUUGAUUAUUUCUGGAUAUCACAAAACCUCAUCCCACACCAUUUAUUGUUUAAUAUUAACAAAGUGAACUAAGACUGUGGUGGCACAGCCCCUGUACAUUAAUUUGUAAAUACUCAGUAUCUUACAUUUCAAUGGGUAAUUAAGGCAGCAGUGACAGUUAAAAGUAAUUAAGUGAACUUCAUUGAUUCCUGAUUUUCCUUUCAGUACUAGGCAAACAUCUUAGGAGCACUAUGCAAUAUUGUGCAGGUUAG